AUGAAUAAAGUACGACCAUUAAAUGCAAACCAAAUACCUGAUGAAUUACUUAAUGAUAAAGAACUUAAUCUACUAAUAAAACAAUUACCAGAAAAUUAUAAUUUUGAAAUACAUAAAACAAUAUGGAGAAUUAAAACAAUUAAAGCUAAACGAGUCGCAAUGCAAAUGCCUGAAGGUUUAUUUAUAUUUGCUUGUACUAUUGCUGAUAUACUUAAAGCUUACACAAAUGUUGAUGUUGUUAUUAUGGGUGAUGUUGCUUAUGGUGCAUGUUGCAUUGAUGAUUAUGGUGCUCGAGCAUUGAACUGCGAUUUAUUGAUACAUUAUGGACAUAGUUGUCUCGUUCCUAUUGAUGAAACACCUGGUAUAAGUAUUCUUUAUAUAUUUGUUGAUAUUCAAGUUAAUGUUCAACAUAUAGUCGAUACAUUAAAACAUCAUUUUACAUCUGAUAGUAAACUAGCACUUGUCAGUACAAUCCAAUUUGUUCGAUCAUUACAAAUUAUAAAAGAACAAUUAAAAGAUCAUGUCGCUGAUGUUAUUAUGCCACAAACCAAACCCUUAUCACCUGGUGAAAUUCUUGGUUGUACAUCACCAAUCAUACCUGAAUCUUAUUCAAUUUUAUAUAUUGGUGAUGGACGAUUUCAUAUUGAAUCAAUUAUGAUUCAUAAUCCAGAUGCACCAGCAUACAAAUAUGAUCCAUAUUCAAAAGAAUUUACACGUGAAUAUUAUGAUAUAAAAUCUAUGCAUACUAUACGUCAAAAUGAGAUUAAUAAAGCAGCAAAUGGUCAAGUUUGGGGUUUAGUUUUAGGUUCACUAGGACGACAAGGUUCACCAAAAGUUUUAGAAACAAUCAAACAACGCUUAAAAGCAAAUGGAAAAAAAUUUAUUCAAGUGGUUAUGCCUGAAUUAAUGCCUGAUAAAUUAAAACUAUUCAAAAAUGUUAAUGUUUGGAUUCAAACAUCAUGUCCACGUUUAUCUAUUGAUUGGGGUGCUGGAUUUCAAACACCAAUACUAACACCAUAUGAGGCUAUGGUAGCUCUUCGUCAGAUUGAAUGGCAAAAUCGUUAUCCAAUGGAUUUCUAUUCUCAAAAUAGUUUAGGACCAUGGACACCGAAAAAUCUUGAGCAUCGACCAAUAAAACAAACACGUCGAAAAAUUGAUGUAGCAUACGAGAAUAAAAAUUCUUCUACGACAUGUGAAAAUUGUUCAUCAUCAAUUUGUUCAAAUAAAACUUAA
Messenger RNA from Rotaria sp. Silwood1, 1233 nucleotides. The record is from the annotation of a GenBank genome assembly. Lineage: Eukaryota; Metazoa; Rotifera; Eurotatoria; Philodinida; Philodinidae.